This is a messenger RNA of Truncatella angustata, 1677 nucleotides long. RefSeq names its product Endonuclease/exonuclease/phosphatase. Gene Ontology annotation, molecular function: sphingomyelin phosphodiesterase activity. Lineage: Eukaryota; Fungi; Ascomycota; Sordariomycetes; Amphisphaeriales; Sporocadaceae. The transcript has 2 exons. Gene Ontology annotation, cellular component: cytoplasm. The record is from RefSeq and is a predicted model, not a curated record. The coding region runs from base 1 to 1677 and encodes 558 amino acids.
AUGGAUGCAGUGCACCCGGACCUGGCGGAACUCAAUAUUCUGACCUUGAACUGCUGGGGCCUACUGUACCUGUCUGCCCAGCGCGCCGUUCGCCUACAAGAGAUAGGCCGCGCAAUUGCUUCAUCGACACCCGCGCCCCAUAUCGUCGCAUUGCAGGAGUGCUGGACGCAGGAGGACUAUCAGUCAAUACGACGGGCAACCCGCUUUAUACUGCCCUACGGCAAGUUCUAUCACAGCGGAGUAUUUGGCGGCGGCCUGGCAAUCCUGUCCAAAUGGCCCAUCGAGGAGAGUUCCAUGUACCAGUACCCUCUCAACGGUCGCCCGACUGCUUUCUUCCGCGGCGAUUGGUUUGUGGGAAAAGGCGUCGCCUGUGCAAAGAUCCGCUUUGGAAAAGCCCCUCGGGAGGUGGUGGAGGUCUUCAACACACAUACCCAUCCCAACUACGAACACGGAAGCAGUUGCUCGUAUACGGCACACCGGCUCUCACAAGCAUGGGAACUCGCAAAGCUCCUCCGUGGCGCUGCAGCUCGUGGCCAUCUUGUCUUGGCACUGGGUGACUUCAACACCGAGCCAUUGUCCAUGAUGCACCGCAUCAUCACCUCCCACUCUCCCGUCCGCGAUGUCUGGCGUGUACUGCAUCCCGAGUCCUCGCUUGGGGCAGCCGAGGAAGACCUGGAGCGCAACCGGCGGCGGCCCAUACCAACAGCACAGUUCAAUAUUGAGGAGAACGGUGCGACAAGCAACAACGUAUAUAACACAUGGAGGUGGCCAAAGCCACAACAGAAGUUGCUUGGUGCGGGUCGCGAAAGCGACUGGCCAACGGUAGCUGCUGAUACUCUCGACCCAAAGGGCAAACGUCUUGACUACAUCUUUGCGUCGUCUGGUCUGAUAGAAGGCGAAACCGCUGGCUGGAGUUGGGUCGUCCACGAUGCCCGGGUGGGUAUGAUGGACCGGCACCCCGAGUUAGGGUGCAGCCUUUCGGAUCACUUCUCCGUCGAGGCGACACUUGUUCUGCAUCGAACCGAAACUGUGCCCCCCUCCUCGUCCCUCAGCCAUCACCGAAGCAGAUCGGUGAACCGGAGUCGCAGUUCCAUUCCCUUCCCCACCGCUGCUGCCUCCCUGGCCGAGACUCGCAACACCGAGAUUCCAACUCCUCAACUCGAAAAUGGAGUAUACCUACAAUCGCCUGAGGCGUCCGAGACAAAUCUGCCCCUGCCCGCACCGCGUCCACGUGAUCCCAAUGCACCCUCGAGCUCUUCCUACUCAGCACAGCUCGAGACGGCCUCGCACUCUGUCUCAUAUCUUCCGUCCAGCACAUACGACGAGAUCCUAGACGAGAUCCGCAAAUACCAAACCCGCCAAGGCUUUCAACAGCGGUGGCGCGGUAUCCACUUUGGGACCUGGCUCGUCGUGGCCAUAGUCUGCUAUAUCGGCGUAUGGUGGACGCCGCCCUACGUGGCAUUCAUCUUGAUGCUGCUUUCGAGUCUCGGCCUGGCGGCCGGCGUGGUGGAUGGGCUGAUCGCGCUUCUGUUUGUCAACAGUGAGAUGAGAGCACUGAGGGAGUUCGAGUGGGAAGUCAUGAACGCGAAGGCCACUGCGACCGGCGCUGGUGGGCCGGGAUUCGAGGACGAGACGCACGGCAGCAGCAGGGAGGGCAGUCGGGAGAACAAGUGGUGA